Molecule: messenger RNA, 3550 nt
Organism: Nasonia vitripennis (jewel wasp)
Lineage: Eukaryota; Metazoa; Arthropoda; Insecta; Hymenoptera; Pteromalidae
Product: F-box/LRR-repeat protein 7-like
Exons: 9
Coding region: 1425-2837 (470 amino acids)
Biological process (GO): SCF-dependent proteasomal ubiquitin-dependent protein catabolic process
Cellular component (GO): SCF ubiquitin ligase complex
Molecular function (GO): protein binding
Source: RefSeq, a predicted model, not a curated record
AUCGAACGUAAAAAGGAAUAGCGAGAAAUAGAGAGAACAUGAAGGAAUGAGUCCGUUUAUAAAGUUUGCUACUGAUUGGCUGUCAGCUGCUGUUCCUCUCGGUGUACCUUUUUACGUGUGAUAGCCCUAAUAAUCAGAUCAGCGGAGAGCGCGUGGCGCGAGUAUCGCCAUCUUGUUCGAACUUGUCAAAUCUUGCGUUGUCUCGCUCACUUGUCAAGCACCUGGGGGCAGUUGGCGUCUCAUUUCAUCGCACCUCGUGAUUCAAUAAGUUCCUCUUUCUUUGUCAGAUAAAGGAUUCAGCAAGUACAAAAGGGUACUUCUAAACGUUUCUUAAAGAGUUUUUCAACGACGCUGUCGAAAGCCAAAAAGACGGCUGCAGCAAUUAUCAAGUAAACAAGUUCGUGUUUAUUGCUAUCGACGAGUUCAAGAGGAAUUUUCUGUUUUCAGUUCUAAACUAGAAUAUAUACUGUAAUUAAGAUUGACGGUACGAUCGAGCCUUAUGUUUUCCAUAUUGACGAUUUGGAUGAAGUUGCCUUGAUACAUAUAUCUUUACAUUCCUCCCUAUCCCUGAUCGAUUAAGAGCAGAAAGAGUGUGUAAACGUUGGCAAAAUUUAGUUCGAGCAUCGUGGAGAAGCUUGAAAACUCUUAACUUUGACACUGAUUUUCACUCAGACCUUCGAAAUGCAAGAGCUGAUAGCGCAGCUUUGCGAAAAGUUUUACAACUGUGCAGAAAGUAUUUAAAGUGUUUUAACUUGACGCAUGAGUGCAUAUAAAUACCGAUAUAUUAAGCAAUAUCAAUAUGUUUUGCCCAAAUCUUGAAAUUCUUAAUGCAGAAUGUGUACGAUUUGAUUUUGCCGAACAUUUAACGGUUAGCGAGAUGGCUAAGAACUUGACAAAUCUUACUUCCCUUAAAGUAUGUGAUCAAAACUUUGUACAUCACGGGGAUGGUCUAGCUGUAAUAUUUGACAGAAAUCGUAAGCUUAGUACUUUAGCUCUCUACCACUGUGAUUUUAGAGCUGAGUCAUUUUCACAUCUAAACUAUGAAAGCUUAUAAAGUUUAAGUUUUACCUUGGCAAACAUUUUUGAAAUUUAAUUAUUAGCUAACGAGAUAAGAAACUUCAAAAAAAUUGCAACAUAUUUCAGUUUAGUAUCAGACAUAGUUAAUAUUUAUGAUUUAAACUUAGUAAAUUCGCUUUUUAGAUCAGCUACUUGGGAAACAGUUAAAUGUUUACAUUUAUCUUUAAUGGUUUUUCCAAGUAUUUGGUUUGAGAGUAAUCUUUCUUUAUAUAUUAAUCACUUCAAAAAUCUAGAAGAUCUCGAUAUUUACGCAGGGAAUUUUUUAAGUGGUAAAAUAUUAUUAUCCAUCGCGCGAAAUUGCACAAAACUGAAAAAAAUAAAAUUAACUGAACAGCAUCGUGUUGGAUAUGCGUAAUAAGAAAGGCGAAAAUACUUCGCACUAUGUUUUGACAAUACAAAAUUUAGAUGACGAUUGCUUGCUACAUAUUUUCUCAUUUUUGUCUAUUAUUGACCGAGUAAAAGUGCAAAGAGUUUGUCAACGUUGGAAGAUACUGAGUCAUACAUCAUGGCGAUCUGUCAAAAGACUCAGUGUACGUCAACAUUUUUGGGGAGUUAGCGAUAAGAAUAAUAUACAAAUCGACCGUUAUAUUUUAAAACGAAUAUUGGAACUUUGUGGGCGAUUCGUCACGCACGCUGAUCUCUCAAAUGAAAACGAAUAUUAUGGGUCACAUAAAAAAAUUCGUAUCCAGUCUUGUAAAGCCAUAUUUUGCAUCAUACAAGAGAUGUGCCCUAAUAUUCGAUCUAUAAACGUCGGACGACCAUGUACAGAAUCUACUGUAGAGUAUGUAGCAAACCAUUUCAACAAGCUUACCCAUUUUGCUAUACAAGGCGUCAAUGAUAAGUAUGAAGAUUACUUGUCUAUACUUUUUUCAAAUAAUCAAAACCUAAGGUACCUGAGUAUGAAAGAUUGCUGUUUAACAAAUAAAUGUUUGUUAAAUUUAAAAUCUGAAUCUGUGGAAGAAUUAUGUUUAGACGAUUGUUCCGUUGGUAUGCUUCAACAUUUAUUAAGCUCUCUGGAGCAAUUUAAAAAACUGUGCUCUUUGAAGUUUGUACGUUGUCGUAGUGAUCAAGCUUCUUGGAUAACUUCGACCUUGAGUAGUAUAAGCUCGAACUUAACAAACUUGAAAAAGUUAGAUAUCUAUUUAUACGACUGUAAUUUUGAAUGUAUUGAGUGCAGUUGUAUUGAUCAAUUAAAAAAUUUGGAAAUUCUAUACAUUGGUGGAAACGUCAUGGCAACUGACGAGAUCAUAAAUAUUAUAAGUAAUAAUUGUCGAAAAUUGACAAAUGUCCGAAUAUAUAAUUCUGAUAAUAUAACGGACGUAGGUCUUUCGAGUAUUGCCAGUCUGCCAAAUCUUCAAUAUUUAAGUGUCCGUUCGCUAGAGAUGAUAACUGAUAACUUUUUCAAGAUCAUGUUUAAACUAAUAACUCUAGAGUGUCGCAGAUGCCCGAAUAUUAAGAAUGAUGGAAUCUCUAAGCUGAUACUCGCAUCAAAUCAUUUAAAAAUGAUAAAGAUAAAUUGUUGUGCAAACAUUUCAGCGUUAGGCUUUAGCGAUAGUGUCAUUGCGAGUCGAAAUGAUAAGUUGACAGUGGAAAUUGAUUCCUCGGAAAUCGAUGACAAUUUUAUUUCAAAUUAUUGUUCAAUCACGAAGUAUGGAGAUAGCAUUGUUAGAAAAAUUAAACAACUUUGUUAUAAUUGUUUAAAAUCUUCUAACGCACACGCUAGCUGCAUUCAUUGUUGUGACAUUACAGAAGCGUUAUAAAUAGAUUUUUAUUUGUCAAGUUAUAAUGAAAUUGUACAUUUUUGUUUUUAAAAAUUGAUUUCGUUGAGUAUAUUUCAACGUUUGCGCGAACCUAACAUAUUGUAGAAGCACUGAAAUACGAUGCGACGUAAAUAUUUAAUAGUGUCAAAAUGGACAACCGACAUUUUCGCAAUAGAUUACCAAAAUUAUGAAUUACAUAUAGUAUUUAAUAAAGUUGGACAGACUAGUUUUGCACACGAUGAUGUGUUAAAAGUGUUUACUAAAAGCUAUAUCAAAUCAAGGAGAUACUCAUUUCUUAUAAGAUGGAGAUUAACUAUAGAUCCGUAAUCAAUUUUAAUACGUGAAAAUCUCAUUUGAUUUUUAUAAAAAGUAUAAUACAUUAUUUACGAAAUGAUUUUAUUACAUCAUGUGAAUUGGCGACUGAUAAUGGUAUUGCGUAUAAUUUUAAUUUUCUUUUAGUUAAUAAAUCUUCUAGAUAUUCUAGAAUUAAGGGUUGUUGGAAUACUUAAAGACCGUGCCUGUAGAGUUUAUGAUUUUCAAAAAGUAGACAAUCGAUCAAGAUCAAAAGUCAGAGGUGACUGUGAUCAAUUCACGAUAACGAGCAUUUUAAAUAUUGUUCUGCGUACUGUUGAUUCAUCUCCUACGUAACUUUGUCCAAACGAAAAAAAAACCAACGACAAUAAACGAUUAUUCUCAUCAAACACCCAUCAAAA